UUGGUGUCUGUGAAAGAAAGUGAUAUCGUGUAAUCUUGUCAUAACGAAGCGAGCCGGUAUGCAUUUAUCUCUUGAUUAUUUUACCAUGCAUUAGAAUUUUAAAAUAGCGAUAAAAUUCCUAUUAACUUGAAACCCUCUAGCUGUUGAUAACCUCUGGUGUGUAAUAUUUUCUGUUUUUUCACCUCAUUGGAGUUUUAUCAGAGCGGAGGAACGGCUAUCUAAGCAGAUUAUGCCUGGGAAAAAGAAAAAACUUAAUGCCAAGAAAAAAGCAGAAAAUCAGAGACAUGUGGAACACCGGAGACAACGUGAGGAAGAAGAAGCAGCCAGACCAAAAAGUUUCAACGAAGCAGGACCCUCAUCUGCUCCAGGCUUUGCAAAGAGGAAAGAAGAUUGUUGCUCGGCCAAACAUCAUCACUCGGACCAUCAUCACCACGAUGAUCAUCACUCUACAGACUCAUUUGAUUCUGAAGGAAUAUUCGACCUUGAAGAACAGAUAGAUCUCAUGGAUCUUUCAAAUCUAUCCGAUCCAAACCAAGACGGCAUUUCCUUCUACAACUUUGAUCAGUACAAUAAUACCAUCCAUACAGGGAUAGCCAUUGUUCAGGAACCGGUUCAAGAUGAAAAGCAUUCUGGGUCAGAAAACGAAGCAUCAGAUCCGCCAAAAUUCAAGGGCGAAUCUGGUUAUAUAAGAACUGUGAGUUUAGCGUCAAGGAAAGUCAAUAAACUUUCAAGACCUCACCAUAUAGACUUAUACGACUUAUACUUCCAGCUGUCAACUGUGCUGGAAUACUUGAGUAAUUAUACGGUGCAAGUACUCGUUUCCAAGAAUAAAGCUUCACGGAAGCCUUUCUUGAAGAAAUUAGGAGCAAAUAAUAUUAAUGAAGACUUACAGAAAGUUCUUGAUGGACUGCCUGAGUUUAAAGAGAGUCAUAGGAAGCCUAUAGAUAUUGAAGAAUUUCAAGCUAUACCAGAACAGAAAAAAUCAGAUUUAAGAAAGUACAUCAAUAGUCUAGCUCCUCUGCCACAACCGGAGCCGGAACCUAAUAACCAUGCUUACUUUGAGCGGGGAGAUGAAGGAGAGGGAGUUUUGACCAAUGAUGAAUUCCCAAAUCCUUUCGCAAGGGUUGGAAUAGAAAUUGUCGAAAACGAAGAGCCUGUUUUCAACAAUCAACCUAAUACUACCGAUCUUUCUUUACCGCGGUUGUCAAUGUUAGCUGCUUUAAUCGGUCAAAAGAGAAAUUAUAAAAGAGUUCGACCAGCAUUGACAAAUCGCUUGAUUGUCGACAAUCUGCCAAAAAGAUAUUUGUCCAAGUUUUUAAAUUUGAUGACGACUGGGUUUUGUUUCCUUGGUAAACUCAUAAUAGAGAGCCUUCACUCAGAUGAAAAAAUUAACCGUGGAAAUAUUUUUGAUUUUCAAGAUGGUGAUGUAGGUUUUUGGUGGGCAGGAGUAAUAAUUCUAGAUUGGAAUGAAUAUUUGUUAAGGACUGUAAAUGGAAAGCCCAAACAUAAACCAAUUUCUUGUAUAAAUUACAUAAAAACUGUCGGCGAAGGUUCAGUUGCAUUUAAAGCAAUGUUGAAUCUCGGCCCAGACGGUCUGUAUUUCACUGAUGAAGAUCAGAAGAAUUUUCAAGAGACUAUUGAACGAAUAAAACACAAACGUCUGACAGCCCCCAAACCAGAGGGAGCGGAUGACGAUCAUGUUAUUGCAAAUGUUUUAGAACUUUGAAGAUCAGUUACUAGAAGAGGAUUUCUUGUAAAAGCUUGAUCAUCAGUCGUAUUUUGUUCGAAGACAACACUAGCAACAUGUUGCUAAAACAAGCAACAAUCGCAUUUUGUCCAGGUUGUUUUGCGUUCUGAGGGUAGGGCUUAUUUUCGUGCUCAAAACUUAGGAACCACGGAAGCAACAUUGUUGCACAUCAACUGCAACUUGCUCAGAGUAAGUCGUUUUUAUGUUGUUGCUCAAGACAACGCUGUUAUCUAACCUAAAACUCGAAUGCGCUCUCUCAUUGGUUGUUCAGAAUCGUGUAAAAAAAAAAAAAAAAAAAAACAAGAAAGAAAAACCAGAAUCAAUUUGUUGUUUCAAACAAAAUAUGACUGUUCUCUUUCUAGCUAUUCACAGCAAGCACAGUGGCUCAAUCAGAAUCUAAGUCUUAAAUCUGGAACUUUGUAUGUACAAUGUAUUUUUAUUGCAUAAUGUUCAAUUUCUUUCAUUGGGGUCUCAUAUACAAUGCUUCUGUUCCUUUUUAAUUAAGAUCAAAAAUAGUCAGUCAAAACCACACAAUUUGAAUUUAUUAUCAAGGGUUCUUUUUCGGUAAAUGUUUAGUCUUGAUAUCACACAUUCUGUGAGCUAAAACAGAUCUUCUCUUCUUCUCAGAAAGUAUGAUUUUAGGUUUUCAAAAUCACUGAUAUUGGGAAAUCGCACAACUUUCAGAACUGCUGUAGUUGUAUAUCAAUGGUAAAACUUCAGAAAAUCAUAUUUUGAUUGCCGCGUUUUAAACAUCCGAUCUUACUUUAUUAUAUCAAAAGGGUUCAAAUCAACAGUAUUGCUUUAGGUUUUCUCUGAAUCCUUCCACAAAGAAAAAAAUUCCAAGAAGUUUUCAAAAAAUAUGUUGAGUCCUUUUUUUUAAAAAAAAAAAAACGAAGUAAGACAGGAAGUCUGCAACAUUGCAAACGGACAUGUGUGUCCCAACAGUUUCACCGUCGAUAUAUGGCUAGGUCCAUUUUGUUUGAUGAUCUGAAAAAUUCAAACCAAACGUAUCUGCUCAAAUUUAAGCUGUUUUUAAAAUUUCAGGAUGGAACUUUCUAUUAGUUAGUAAUUAUUAUUUCAAUAUCAAAUAAAUUAAAAUGAUUGGCUUUUGAUCAACCCUGUUGUCUUCGGUUAGUCCAUCUUGUCUACUUUGGAAAUACAGGAUGCUUAAUUUUAGACAUCCUGGAAUUUCCUUCUUUCUCUUUUGUUGCCUACAUUUUUACUGGCCUAUUUUAAUCUUUAUGUUGUUUAUUUUAUUUUUCCUAUACUUUAGUGUGUUAAGGAAGAAGGGCAAAAUGAGUUUACAUGUCCUUAGGUGAAUCGAAAUGCCAAUUUAUCAAUUAAUCAAUUAUUUUCAAUUUAAAGAAAUUUGAAAUUUUCAAAACAUUUUUUACUCUCGUGCAUGUAAAGUGAUGAAGAAACAACUUGUUUUGUCGGCAUAGGCUGGAAAUCCUGUGCGACAAAUACAGCUAAACGCGUCUGUUUUCAAUCAUUUGACUUGCAAGUGAGUGAAAUAUGUAUACAUGCUUCAAAAUUUAUAUUUUUUUUAAAUUUUGAAGUUUCAUUGAACUACUAAGUUUCAUGCAUGUUGGCAAAAUUGCCAGCACUCUGUUCAAAUUUUAGCGAAACUCAUGCGGCGGAUUUGCCAUAUUUUAUUUUAUAUUAUUCAACCCGUUUUGUCCUUUCAAUUGACUGGCAUUCAAUAUUUUAGUUAUCAUGAGUUCAGCAAGUAAUGUUCUUCUAGUAGGUAUUUAAUUAUUCAUGAGAGGCAUCUCCACUAAAAGUGGAAAGCAUUUGAACAUACAGCUAGUCAUGUUCCAUAUCUCAUUUUGUGUACAGAAGAACAACUUAUUUGUACGUCUUAAAGAAUUUGAACCUUAUUUUCUCCUUAAUCAAAGUAUGUGAAAGCACUCAAUCAAUCAUUGCUGUGAACUUCUCAACAAAAUUCUUUCAAAUUGUGAAUCAUUAUUUUCCAUAAAUAAGUUCCUUUUGUUUUGAGAUAAAUGAAUAGUGCUCAAACUUAAUUGUCCCGCAGUUGGAGUUCAAUUAUCGUGUACUUUUCAGCAUGGUUAUGCAUUCUUAAUUAUCAUAUUCCUUCUUUGAUUAUUUGCUAGAAAAGGGAUUGGAAGGUGCUUGCUGGAAAUGCUUUUUACAUUUUUCUGUCUGUUAGUCUUCCAUGAAGGAUGAAAAUGAAGGAAAUGCAGGCAAUAGCGUUUUCUUCUCUAUUUGUAUAUGCUAAGAUUACUCCUGUAUCUUAAAACCUGUCUUUUUCACCCUUCGUGAAAACAAAUAAUAUUCAUCUUAUCAUUUUACAACAUAAGAUCCAAAGGCCUAUAAUAUUUUUGGGCGUAUUUAAAUUGCACUAUAAAUAUGUCCUCUUUGUACUAGCUCAAGAAUGUCUUUUCAGUUGUUUUAGGCCGAAGAGACCACUGCAUUUAUUAAUAUUCAUCUUAUCAUUUUACAACAUGAAAUCCAAAGGCCUGAUAUUUUUUGGCGUUUGUAAUUUGCAGUAUAAAUAUGUCCUCUUUGUACUAGCUCAAGAAUGUCUUUUCAGUUGUUUUAGGCCGAAGAGACCAUUGCAUUUUUAAUUAUGAACUCUCACUUGAGUCAGGAAAUUCAUGUGCUUAGGUUGUUCCCGGAAUUAAGGAAAAAAGUUGUUACACUUGCCUGAUUCAUAUCAUUUUUAUUCAAGAGUGAGUUUUCAGUGUGCAUUUGUGGAUUUCUUUUUUUUUAUUACUGGCUAGUAAUGUUGCUGUCAAUCUCCCAUUUUUCCUCAAUCUCAUGAUGAUAAAUACUAAACUCAGGGAUGGGAAGGUGAAAAGUAUAAUUUUUACAGGCCUGCCCCAACCUUCCAAAUCAAAGUGAUGUUUGAUCAUGAUUUCUACCAUAAUUUUAGGUUUACAUUUUUCUGAAAGGUUUCUUAUCGUUUUUGUGUAUUUAUUGUAUUUAAUUGUGCCUUUACAAAUAAAUGAAGUAAUAAGUACUA
Molecule: messenger RNA, 4733 nt
Organism: Bemisia tabaci
Lineage: Eukaryota; Metazoa; Arthropoda; Insecta; Hemiptera; Aleyrodidae
Source: RefSeq, a predicted model, not a curated record